UGGCAGUCGUAAUGACUAAUGCGUUUCUAUUUCAAGAAUUACGGUAAGCGCGUUGACGCUAUAUAAAACAGGAACUGGACCGUCCAUGUGUUCGUGUUACUUUCUACACGUGAUCGUUUUGACCCGGGAUAUUAAGCCACUCAGACGCUGAACAGUUUCAGGAACACAUCAUGAUUACGCCAGCAUUUGAGCUGAGUCAAGACUCCGACUUCCUGACGCUGGUGAUCCGCGUUCCUUACACAAGAACAUCUGAGUUUGACAUCUACGUCGAUGGAGAGGACUUCAAGUUCUAUGCUAAGCCCUAUUUUCUCAGGUUGACUCUGCCUGGAAGGAUAGUCCAAGAUGGUAGAGAAAAGGCUUCGUUUGAUAUUGAGAAAGGUCUCUUUACAAUGUGCAUUCCUAAGGAGACAGCAGGACAGCACUUUGAGGGACUACAAAUGCUGACUAGUCUCUUAGCCCCCAAAGGUACCAGGUCUGCACAACCUCUGGUUGAAGAGAUCGGAGCAUGUGGCACGAGUGAGGCAUGUCAGGAAGAUAAAGAUGAAGAAGAGGAUUUUGAUUGGCAGCUGGAACAGCAGCCGUACAUUGAGUCAUCAGAGGAAGACUUGAAAAAGCUGCAGAAAUAUGGCUUCGGAAACCUCAGGACCGGGGUUUUCUUUCGACUUCAGGAGGAGCUGUCAGAAGUGAUUGAUGUGGAAGACCCAGAAAACUCUACCCCUGCCAAGAGAAGAUCUGAUCGCUUGGACACAGAGACCACCAUAUUCUGUACAGAUCACUAUCUGUGUGAUUUAUACGAAGGUGAAGAGAUGAGGCAAGUUCAUUUGGAUUUUAAGCCGUGGUGGAUUGAGCCGAAGCCAGACUCUGACGCUGAAUCUAUUGUGACUUUCACCGAUGAAGAAAAAGAACAACUGAGGAAGUUCACAAAUCGUUCCUAUGUGCUGGAUAAGGCAACUAGAUACCAUGUCUGGCUUGGUCUAGUGGAUAUCAUUCUGGCCUACGUCUACGAUGUGCGCACUACAGAAGGAGAACACAACGUGGAGUCAGCAUGGACCAUCAGAAAAAUCAGUGGGACUCUGAGCUGGCUGGAGACGUAUCACUCUCUACCUGAGGUUCUUGUAUCGUUUGGCCGCAGAGUUCUGUGUUACCCGCUGUACCGCCACAUUUCUCUGAUCACCAGGGCGAUCCAGGACGCCGCUCACAUUUUCCAGAGUGGUAAGACCUUUGUCCUGAAAUGCCUGCUAACCAUCCACAAGAUCUUCAGAUCCAAUGAGCCGGCCUACAUCCUCAAUGACCUCUACAUCACAGACUACUGCAUUUGGAUCCAGCGGGUUAAGUCCAAGCACAUGGUGGCUCUGGCUGAAGCUUUACGCAAAGCUGAGCUGCAUAAGAAUGACCUGGACCUUGAGCUGCAGAUUCUGGAGGAAGCUGCUGAGCUGGUGGUGGAGGAGGAACAUGAGGAGGGAAUAAAGAAAGGGCAGCAGGAGCAAACGAAUCAAUGCGAAGAUGAGGCUGAGUCUAGCAGCCGCAGUGAGGAAGAACAGAAAUACUCUAGUAGUGAGGAUCAUGACAGCAAGAGCAAAGAGGAAGAGGAGGAGGAGGAGGAGGAGGAGGAGCAAAAAGGAGUACCAGAUGGACUAGCAAUGACUUGCCCCUGCUCUCAGGAGCUUAAGCAUGGAGAAAGUCUUAUCCAGGAGCUGGGAGAGAGGCUGGAGGAGGAGCUGAGGAGAAAAGACGUGCCUCAAAUAACCGUUCACUCCAGCAGCACAGCGAGGGAGGAAAAGGGAGAGGUGGAGAGAUUGAGAAAGACAGACAACUCCCAGUUCCCUGAAGCUCAGGAUGGAAUUAAAAUCGCAAAAGCAGCAAGUGACACGGAUCUGGUAGAGCACCGGCAUUGUAACGUACGCAUCUUGAAUACCGAGGAACUAGACAGUGACGAUGAGGACGAGGGCCAGCCGAUUCAGUGAGUGCUCACAGGGAUCUACGAAGAUAAAAUGGACUGUUGUUUUUCUUUCAUUAUUUUAUAUACCUGAAUUGAAACACUUAAAGUUAAAUUAAAGUAGUACUGAAUAUUUUCUUGUUCUGUUUUUUAUUAUUUUUAUUAUAGAAAUUGCAAUACGGUUGAUUUGAAAAGACAUAAUGCAUGUUAAUCAUUUUUUGACUACAUUUCAAUCAUAGAUUCAAUGCAUUUUAAAUAUUUUUGCACUGGCUGUGUGUUAAAAAUAUUCUUUUUUUAUCCUUUUUUUUUUUAUACACCUGCAACUUCUUCUGGUUCCCUUUUCUGUGUAGCUUCACAUUUCAAGGCCUUGUCAUUUUUGGAACAUGCCGAAACGUCAUCGUGUGUGACAAUGUCAGUGCUCAGAUCCCUUUUUUUUUUGUUGUUGUUGUAACCAAUACUGCACUCCUGUCAGCUCUACAUGCUGACUAAUGGAAGAUUAGCUUGUUUCAGUUACGCUCUGUCGUCUCUCUCUGGAAGUAAAACAGCAAGGGGCAGUCACUGAACGAUAAACGAGGAGGGAAGGCAUAUCAGCAGGAAAUGUCAGCCCUGAGUAGCUCUCAGGGGAAAGUGGCUAUAGCUGCGAGAGACUGCAGUUCCAGCUGAGCUAUUGCUAAAGAUGAUGUUACACAGCCACUAUUUAAACCAAUUUUUUUCUUUGUUUUUUGUUUUUUUGUAUUUUUUUUUUUGUAUUUUUUUUGUAUUUAUUUUGUAUUUUUUUUUGUAUUUUUUUUUUUUCCCCCCAGAGACUUUUUUGGGGGUUAGCAUUUUAUGCUCUUCUUAAAUUGACAGCUCAGCUCCAAGUGGUGUUCUCACUGUUCAUUUACUUUAAACCCCUUCUUAACAAUACCCUAAAGAAGACAUUUUCACUGAUAUAUUUUCAUAUAUUGCUUAUGUACAAGACGUCUCAGAGAGCAGAAAUGGGUGUGACUUUUAAAGAUGGAACAUUUUAUGAAAAAUAUAUUUGUUUGUUUUGGAACGUGUCUAUUAAAAUGUUCCCCCAGCAGUCUUUGUAAAAACAGAAAAAUUUAUGAAAAACUACACGCUAUUUAACUUUACUUGAACUUAAAAUGAUGAAUAUGGACACUUCCAUUUUUUAAGUUCCAUUUUUUUUUUGUCCUCUGGUAAAAACAGUUAAUGGAAUCAAAAAGCUACAUGCUGACAGGACCCACUGUUUAAUGAUUUGGUCCACUAAUAUUGUCAUUUGGAGUUGAUCAACUAUUUAUUUUUAAUAGUCAACUAACAUUUUUGUUUAUGGCAACGUCAAAAUAUGCCAAUAGAUGGUGGACCAUAUGACCAAAAUAUGCCAAUAGAUGAUGGACCAUAGAAAUUGAAUGCUGGGAUAAAAUCUAAACAUGCUAAGUAUUAAUUUAGGUGUGU
This is a messenger RNA of Tachysurus vachellii, 3373 nucleotides long. RefSeq names its product SHQ1, H/ACA ribonucleoprotein assembly factor (gene shq1). Gene Ontology annotation, cellular component: cytoplasm; nucleoplasm. Gene Ontology annotation, biological process: box H/ACA snoRNP assembly. Lineage: Eukaryota; Metazoa; Chordata; Actinopteri; Siluriformes; Bagridae. The record is from RefSeq and is a predicted model, not a curated record. The transcript is spliced from 12 exons. Bases 171 to 1964 code for a protein of 597 amino acids.